Molecule: messenger RNA, 1303 nt
Organism: Alosa alosa (allis shad)
Lineage: Eukaryota; Metazoa; Chordata; Actinopteri; Clupeiformes; Clupeidae
Product: complement C1q-like protein 2
Exons: 2
Coding region: 90-971 (293 amino acids)
Molecular function (GO): protein binding
Source: RefSeq, a predicted model, not a curated record
GGACACCCCUUGGCAAUAAGUCGCAGUAUGUUUGAGAGCAACAGCAAUCAGUACACCAGAAGAAGACAGAAGAUUUGUCCAGAUUCAGCAUGAAGAUUUGUGGAUCUCUACUGGUGCUGCUGUGCUGCUGUUUGGCUGAGACGCAGCUUGGAGGAGAGACCGUCAGUGGCGAUGACAUCACUUGCCAGGGCCACCAUGGUGAAGCAGAGACCAGACAAAAGGAGGUUAUGGGUGCAGCACAGAGAACUGAAGCUGCAGCCACAGCCUGCACUGAACAGACCUGCCAGCCUGACAUCCACACUGUGCUGAGAGAGAUGAGCACUCUGGUGGCGGAGCAGAGAGUGGAGCUCAGGCACACUAAGACACAAAUGGAGGCCAUGGAGACCAGACUGACUGACAGACUGAAAGCCAGUGAGAAGACAGUAGUGGAGCACACAGUUGUUAUUCAGGAGCUAAAGAAGAAACAGGUGGAGCAAGCAGCAGCUGUGGCAGCUGUAGGAGGCAGUGUGGACCUGACAGGGAGCCAGGUGAAGGAGCUGUGGAGGGAGAGGGAGGAUAGGAGGGUGUCUUUCUCUGCCUCAUUGGUAGCAUCUGGUGUUGAGACUUUUGGUCCCAUUAGUAGGCCAACCACACUGAUCUACAGACAUGUCUUCACUAACACCGGAAAUGCCUACAACCCCAAUACAGGUGUGUUUACUGCUCCAGUCAGAGGGGUCUACCACUUUGUUGUGUUUGUGCAUGGAUUUGGUCAUGCAUCUACACCUACAGGACUCUCACUCCAUAAAAAUGAAGAGCAUGUUGUCGUUGCUUACAGCCAUCAAUCAAAUUACAGAGUGGACACUUCUAAUGGAGCUUCUCUGUUGUUGGAGGUGGGAGAUGUGGUCUAUGUGAAGCUCUGGGCCGAUGCAUGGGUGGUGGACAGCUAUAACCACCAUACCACCUUUUCUGGCCACCUGCUCUUCCCCAUGUGAGGGAAGCAGUAGAUGGAUGGAGAAGUUAUGUGAUGCUAUGAGAGACACAGAUAGAAUGGUACACACUCCUGUCCUUGUUCCCUAGAUUAACACAGAGUGGAUCCUGACAAGACCUUUAAUGAUACUCAAUAAUAAUGCAUUUUAUUUUAUGACCCAAGGUCUCUUCACAAAUACAAACCAAUAAAACAUUAAAAUAUCAGAAUAUCACAUUUACAGGAAUGCCAUCAUAAGUAAGAAAGCCACUGAAUAUGCUUGCUGAAAGAGAUUGUUAGAUUACCUUUAAAAAUAUAUAUAUACCAAAAAUGAUCAAUAAUAAAGUCAUUAAGAGUGAA